Molecule: messenger RNA, 3378 nt
Organism: Echinococcus granulosus
Lineage: Eukaryota; Metazoa; Platyhelminthes; Cestoda; Cyclophyllidea; Taeniidae
Product: Regulator of telomere elongation helicase
Exons: 23
Coding region: 1-3378 (1125 amino acids)
Biological process (GO): negative regulation of DNA recombination; regulation of double-strand break repair via homologous recombination; negative regulation of t-circle formation
Cellular component (GO): nucleus
Molecular function (GO): DNA polymerase binding; DNA binding; DNA helicase activity
Source: RefSeq, a predicted model, not a curated record
AUGCCGUUGGUCAGUUUUGGAGAGGUUGAAGUUAACUUUCCCCACGAACCCUAUGAGUGUCAAAAGAAUUAUAUGCAAAGUGUCGUGGAUGCUUUAUCACAGCGACGACAUGCAAUUCUGGAGUCACCAACAGGUACUGGGAAGACUCUAUGCCUUCUUUGUGCCUCUCUCGGGUGGUUGGAAUACUCUUUGGCCCAACAACAGUUAAAGAGACUUGAACAACCGUGGGACAGCACAAGCCCUUGUGGGCCGCUCAAUUCAUCAAACAAAUUUGAUGCACCCUUGCUGAUAUUCUCUUCGCGUACCCACGCACAAUUGAAUCAGGCUGUUCAGGCAUUUAAAAACACUGUCUACUCUGGCCGCAGAAUUGGUGUCCUUGGCUCCCGUGACCAGCUUUGCUCUCUGCCCGAAGUACUCAACCUUGAGACGAAUUCCGCCAAGGUAUACCAGUGCAGACUGCGUGUUUCCACUCGAACUUGCGAAUACUAUCGCAAUUUCGAUGCCAGUAGAGAUAAGCUGUUGGAUACAAUGAAGACAUCGAAAAUCACGGAUAUUGAGGACUUGGUCAAAUUUGGUCGGGAGAAUAGAGCCUGUGCCUAUUAUUUAUCACGAGAGGUGAAAUCGGACGCGGAAAUUCUCUUCAUGCCUUACAAUUAUCUCCUUGACGUUAAGAUCAGAACCCUUUAUGGUAUUGAAUUGACAAAUGCUGUUGUUAUCUUCGAUGAAGCGCACAAUAUUGAGCAGGUAUGCGAAGAUGCCGCCUCAGCCACUCUCACCUCAGCCUUUGUAGCGUCAGCAAUCGAGGAAUUGCGUGUUAUCGGCGAGUACAUCUUCAGCCUAACCUCUGGUGGUGAGGGUGACGAUAUCGAUGGGUUGGGAGGGCUAGAAGGCAUCGCGCAACCCCUCGGUAGGGUGAACCGACUAGAUAUCUCCCAGCCCACUAAUGAUGGUGCUGCUGCGAUUGGUCUUUCAAGUGUUCUCACCCUGAAAGGCCAGCUGCUUGAGCUGGAACGACUUCUCGAUGGCCUCGGUGACAGUGCUUCAACCACUGAUACCAUCAAACCUGGAGAAUAUGUCUUCGAAUUACUUGGACAGGCUGGCAUAACCAUUAAUAAUCACGGGCAAAUCCAAGAUUUGAUAGACCAAAUAAUCAACGCUUCGAUUUCCAUGGAUGGUGAUAUUUUUGCGCCCCAUUCUCUCCAGAAAGUCUUUGUCGAUAACACCGGCGGAAAGUCAUCAUCGCUGCUAGCGCGUCAACGCUCUGCGAGCUGUUUUCGCGUCCACGUCAAGGUGGAGUUUCCCUCAAUGAGGAACUUUAAGGAAAUAACGGAUGUGUGGGGAAAGAAUCCAAUUUCCAUAGUUGAUGGAAACAGUGGCAGCGGCAGGGAAACCAAAAACGUCUGUCUCAGCUAUUGGUGUCUUACACCGGGACGAGCAAUGCACGAACUCCUGGAGCUGAAUGUACGCAACAUAAUUCUUACCAGCGGCACCCUCUAUCCCAUUACAUCACUUCAGGCGGAAUUGGGUCUGCAGUCGGCGAUAGUGCUUCAAAAUCCCCACGUCGUAAACUCCGACCAAAUUCACGUUGCCGUGCUGCCAAAGGCUCCAGACGGUGGAACACUCAAUUCCAGUUUUGAGCACCGUGCCAACUCAGCCUAUCAUCGAUCUCUUGGUCUGACUCUUAUGAACCUCUUCCGUGUUGUACCAGGCGGUGUUCUUGUCUUCUUUCCAUCCUACGCGCUUAUGAAAAUGUGUCUGGACGCGUGGCAGAACUCAGAUAUCUACAACAAAUUCCUUGACUCCAAGAAGAUCUUCACUGAGCCUCGAGACAAGACUCAAUUCCAACAGAUAACCACAGGCUAUAUGGAGGCGGCCACAAGCACCGCCGGAGGUUCGGUGCUCUUUUCCGUGAUGCGUGGUAAGGCCAGUGAGGGUUUGGACCUGGCAGACCAAACCAGUCGUGCCGUGGUGAUUGUUGGCAUCGCCUAUCCACCACAGGAGGAUCCUCGUGUCAAAAUUAAGAUGGCUUUCCUUGACGAGCGGCGCUUCCAAGCGGACAGCAUCAAGGAUCUACCCACUGGCCGACAAUGGUACAAGCUUCAGGCUUGGCGUGCUGUCAAUCAGGCUGUUGGAAGAGUGAUUCGCCACAUUCACGACUUCGGGGCUGUCUUCCUCUGCGAUGAGCGUUUUGCAUCGCCUGAGGCACGUUCCCACCUGCCCACUUGGAUGCGCUCCAGUGUCUGCGUCUACGACAGCUUUGGCCCCGUUCUCAAGGCGGCCAGUGAAUUUUUUCGGACAGCCCAGGCGAAGUACCCAACAUUUUUGAAAGGCCCCAUGAAACCGUUACCUGCUAGGAGAAGUUCCACGCCGGUGGGACAUACAGCCCCAUCGCGACUUGGUUUGGCUCUGGAUGGCGGUGUAUUAAGAUUCCCGAGUGCUGCAGGUCAUAUUGCAACGUACGUCGGGAGUUUAUCUACCAGUUCUGGAGUUAGCGAUUUUCUGGCAGACUACUCUUUUGAAGAACCACUACCGGAAGGCGAAGCAGAGAGUAGUCAUACAAGUUCUCAAUCCACAAAACCAUCGACGUCACUAUUGGAUCGCAUCUAUUGCAACGUUCAGCAGCCUUCUUCGGAGCAGACUUCCAAGCGUCCAACUUCGGAUAUGUCCUCCUCAAAAGGCCCUAAUAGCAAUGAUGAUGAAGCUUUUGCAGCACGCCUGCUAAAACGCCACCAAACGGCAAAACGCAUUAAAUUGGUGAAGCAGCACCUCAACCCCGAGACGGGUGAUAGUGUUACUACUCCCGACUACUUGACCGCCGUUCGUACACUCUUCAGCCGUGCCUCCAUGGGCAAGGAGAACCACUGCUUUGAGGAAUUUAAGGGUGCCCUAUCGAACUACAAGGCGAAUGGAACGGAGGCUGGAUCGUCGUCUGUCGAAAGGGUUUUCGCUGCUCUUGCGAGUCUUUUCAUACCGCUUGAUGCACCUGGCCUACUUAGGGAUUUUAUUGUUUUUGUGAGGGACAGUGACAAACCUAAGUAUGCCGAACUCUGCAAAGGUCUUACCGGCCUGUCAGUGACGUCUGGUGAGAACACUGCUGCGUCCUCAUCUGAUGCCGCCUCUACAUCGGCUUUUACGGCCACAAAAGAAGCAUCACCGCCCGUGUCGUGCGUUCGUUGCAAGAAGUCACCCAUCACUGAUGCUCUUCGUGCUCCCUGUGGUCAUAUCUGCUGCUUCAGCUGUUGGCGCAUCAUCAUUGAAGAGAACCUUCCAUUCUCUUAUGAUGAUCGGUGCGGGAGAGAGACCACGGGAAGUGCGGAUGAUGAAGCUCCAAAGAAAAGGGAGUCAUCACACAAAAUUUCCUUUUCUUCCAUUGGGUAA